GUCGGUGUGCUAAUCUCAGGUGUGUCACCUUCGCUGAGCGAUGAGGAGAUCCAAACCCGACGUUAUUGAUUCGUUUUUUCCUUCGUUCAACCUCAAAUCCAUCUCAACCUACUCAAGUGAACGAGAGCUAGUUGUUGGAAACAGAAACCAUGAUUAUCAUGCGAUGAACAUCAAUGAAUUAUGCGUUACGACCGUUAUCCAUCGUAAAAAACUUCAACACGACAGUUCGAUCAUGUUGUUCUAAACGGUGCAGGUCUCUACUGCUUCCCAAAGCGUACAUGGGCCCCAAUUUUCUGGACAAGCAAAAGGCUUUCGGAAACCUAUUAUUGAAGUGAAAAUUACAGUUGGUUCUCACCGAGUCUUACUAGAGACGGAACCAAAAAGACCCCAAGCAUAGUGAAGCGUGUCUGUCGUUUAUAUCAAGAAGUAUGACAUCGAGUAGGACUAUGACAAUAAGUUUUCUUCUUGUUUUUUGCAACAUUGAUCUUACACUUACAGUGACAGUCACGACAAUAUCAUGAUUCAAACUUUAUUUCACCAUCUUCAUCCUCACGCAGAACCUGACUUGCUUCAUCUGCAUUUGGUUUUGCAGUUGUUGUUUAUUUUCUACUUUACAUCAUAACUAAGUACUCGUUUAUCUCGCGUCCCCGUUUGAAAAUGGGUUGUGGUGCUUCGUCUCCUGCUGCUCCGGCUGACGUGCCCCAGAGUAUUUCAGGUGUAGCUACAAGAAUGGCACAUAAAUCUCUACAAGACCGGCUGGCGGAAGAGGAGGCCCAAAAGGAGGAGCUCGAAUGGUUAAGACAGGAAGCGCGGGAAAAAGCCAGAAAGUUAUGUAAGGACAAGAGUAGCUACUCUAACUGUAAAAAUACUAUACCAAGGUGGAGAAAGUUUGGAGUUUGAAAACCUUUGGAGUUUGGAGUUUUAAGUGUGGAAGAAUUGCUUCAAGCUCAAGUAAACUACUAGGUACUGAUAAUUUGAACUGAUUUCUUCUAGUACAGCUCAAGAAUGCAGAUCUAUGCAAAUGCAAUUGCAGUGCCUACUCUGUAUCGACAGCAUUAUCAACACGAACCUUGAUGAUGAUGAUGAAGCUGAUGAUGAUGAAUAUGUAAAACUCCAGAUGUUAAAAUCAACAUAGUAGAUAUAAUGUAAAUGCUGGCAUCAUGAAGAGGAGUGUGCUCUUCUAGUUGAUCUAAGAAAAGCCAAAGCAGCUGAGGAGGAUGCGAGGAAUAAGCAAAUGUCCCUGGCCUCACGUUCAGAAAGGUUCACGCAAGACCUUUUGUAUAGCCUCAAGUACGGCCUUCUGACCCUCCACGACAAAGAUGACGCAGAGCAGCCUGCUGAUCACCAUAUCAACAUCGCUGACGGUGAAGAAGCCGCCGCCCCUGAUGUGCCUGUUGGAAUCGCUGAAAAACAAGAAGUAGAGACCGCGAAGACGAAGGAAGCUUGUUCCUUGUCCGGAUUUAUGGCCUUGUUCAAACUGAAAUGCUGUGAACCGUACUUUUCGCUUACUGACGGCGUAGGGUAUUUUGACUACGAGGAAUGUUUGGGUCGUGCGAAGAGCGUUCUACGCACUGAGGAGUUUGGCGGAGAGGAAGGCUACUUUGCAGCGAGAGUACAAAGGAUUCGUGAUGAGGAAGAUGAAGAGGCACAGCUAAAGUUGAAACGAUUGAUUUAUUCAGCGACAGAUUUCGUCGAAGUUUGCUGGCGAAUCCACUUUGAGAUGAGGGUACAUAAUCUAUAUCAACAUCAUAGAGAUAGAGAAGAUAAUAAAUAAAUACCAUGAAUCUAUUGGAGGUAUUGAUAUUGAGAUUGGUGAUAUUUGUAUUGACUACUGGUUGUUGUAGGAGCAAGAGGCUGAUAAAUUAUGCGCAUGCUUAGCAUCUGCACCCUCCUGAUGAUCUGGAAGAUCGACACCUAAAAACGUGUCCUCCUUGAUGACGUCGUAAAAUGACGCAGGUAGUAGACCUUCUAGAAUAGCUUUACAUCAUGCCUGUUCUUGUUCUCCCCAUGCGUGACAAGAUGUCUAGAGAAUUUGUACUAUCGUACGCCUUUUACACACAUUUCUUCAUCUUCAGCUGUACACACAUUUCUUCAUCUUCAGCUGGACGAUGAAGGCAUGCGUCCGGACAUAGUGAGUGACUUCACGAAAGCCCUGAUGGAUGGCCUAGUGGAUGAGAAGUUUCCCGACUCUUUGGCCGAGAUGGAUGUAGCGAGACAUGCUAGAGAAAUCUGUGCGUACUAAUUUCUCUGGUUGGAUAUUUUCAACAUGAUUACACUUACGGCUAGACAGAUCAUUUAGUUUUAGAGUCUAGUAUCGAAAUUGAUGUUUGAAACGACGUAAGGGUAAGAUUGCCCUUACGUCGGUUCAAACAUAAACUUCGCUACUGGGCUCUAAAAUAGUAAUCAUAUACAUGGACCAGAACUGGAAGGGGCCUGGUAUCGUAGGGGGGGGCGAAAAGUAAGGGGCUCGACAAGUAAGGUAGACACUUCGAUAAAAACGUAGACAGGGAAGGGAAGAAAAGGUAGAAAUCUACAAAAGUAGGGGACUAAAAAAUCCGAGGAACAGGGCAGGAAAAGGUAGAACCAACUGCAAGGCCGCGCAAGAGAGGACGGGAAAGCCCAGAGGACAGGCGCAGAAGCGGACGCGCCAGCCAGCGGCUAGCCAACGAAAGAAAGAGAGCCGCGCAAUGAACCUAACCACACCAAGCGACCCGCGAGCUCUCUCAGUGACUGCGCACGCAAUGAGUGACAAUCCCACGCGACAAACCCGAUGCCAAUACAGGCAGCCAAGACCAGACGAGAAGCGACGGGGGCGAACCAGGUGGGUGAAAGCGCGCACAGCACCGCGGUGCCACACAGGCCACACAAUAAGCCGCCACACACCAGAGCAGCCCUGAGGAACAGGCUGCAACUACGCGAUCCCAGAGUGCUUUCGAAGCCCGCCGCAAAAGGUUGACGCCCUUCAAAUAAAACGAAGGCGGCCCGCGGAUCGAAAAAGAAACGUAGCAUGGGGGGAUCGCAAAAGAAAGAAGCGCGCCGCGACGCUGUGCCUUGAUAGCUGCCCGCACACCUACCGCUGGUGGGGUUGGGGUCGGGGUUGAGCCGCCUGCGGAUGCGAGGCACCGCGGCCAGAGCGGGAGGGCAUUGCGGAGCGCCGACUGGGAAAGAGAAACGAAAGACCCAACAGAAUGCGCCUAGCCUGACCAGCAGUAGCUUGGUGGCAAUCCUACUAAGACACCGCGCGGCCAAGCGCGCGCGGCUCCCCACCGGGUCCGCACGCGUAUGGCACAGGCCACCUGGGCGCUGCGCUGGCAGUGGAAUGCGUCGGGGAACCAGCUUACAAAGAAGAGGCCCCAGGGCCCCCUAUGUUUCGGGGCCCAUCUGAAACCGCGGCCCCAGAUUUUCCCGGGACACCGGCAGAAGAAUAGGGGAUCCGGCCAGAGACAAAAAUAGGGGCCCAGGGUUUUUGCGGCCUUGGUCCGCUUAACUGAGGAAAACGUCGGGACGUGCUUUAUAAUACAGAGGGCCAAGCUUUUCCGGUCCAUACAUAUUUUACUACUCAGAAUCAGUAUAAUUCUCAAUCUCAAGAACCUAGGAGUCCUCGCAUUGAGUCUUCGUCGAGAAAGACGCUUUCCUUCACGCAAAAUGAAACUCAUUCUCAUGCUCUUAUUAGAUGUUGCUUAUAGUUGUAUCAAUCCUCUACCUGUAUUAUCUUGCAUUUAAUACUAACGCUGACAGGAACCUCUUUGCGAAUGUUUACGCGUCGUACGCCGUUGGAGUCCUUGACAUGCACCCGCAGAAACGAUUACAUGAAGAAGCUGAAUCAGAUGCACGAAAGGAAGAGAUCGAAAAGUCGCCUGCUUUCGGCGAGUGA
Molecule: messenger RNA, 3874 nt
Organism: Amoebophrya sp. A25
Lineage: Eukaryota; Dinophyceae; Syndiniales; Amoebophryaceae
Source: the annotation of a GenBank genome assembly